UUGAUUUUUAUUUUUACUCUUCGUGCUGGGCAAUAGCUACUCAAUAUGACACUAUAGCAACAGGAUUGAUGUCGUUCGGACACAACAUGAACAAAAUAAAGGAACAAAAUCAAAUGUACGAAGACUUGAAAUUAAUCAUUUUGGAUUGUCAAAGGUUGCAUUUGUAUACGAAAGAAUUUUACACCGUAGUCCGACGCAUAGCAUUACUACAGAUUGUUGUUUGUUCCUGUUCGCUGAUAACUGGCUGUUUUAUCAUAUCAUUGCAAUUGGUGACGCGCUCAUACGAUCUUAGGAGUUUAUUGCAAUUAAUUAGUAUAUGUGUAGCUGCUGGUGUAAAUCAAUUUAUGUACUCAUAUUUUUUGGAUAAAAUUAACGAGAAAAAAGAUGGUGUGAAUUUCGGAUUGUACAGUUGUGAUUGGACAGCAAUGGAUAUUCGCUUUAAAAAGUUGUUACUCUUAGCAAUGGCAAUGAACAAUGCGAACCAACUUAAAUGUAAAGCUACCCCGAAAAAAGUCGUCAACCUGGAGUUAUUUUUGAGUACUUUACGUGUGUCGUAUACGAUAGUGUCAGUUAUGUUGAAUGUUCAGUUGAAGAGUUUAGACGAUAUUAAUUAACUAUCGUCGCUUAACAUCACCAGGCGGAAACCAGUCUAGUUUGCUUAAUUUUCAUCAAGCACUUUUCAAAGCAUAAA
Molecule: messenger RNA, 691 nt
Organism: Adelges cooleyi (spruce gall adelgid)
Lineage: Eukaryota; Metazoa; Arthropoda; Insecta; Hemiptera; Adelgidae
Product: odorant receptor 2a-like
Exons: 6
Coding region: 69-614 (181 amino acids)
Biological process (GO): sensory perception of smell; detection of chemical stimulus involved in sensory perception of smell
Cellular component (GO): plasma membrane
Molecular function (GO): odorant binding; olfactory receptor activity
Source: RefSeq, a predicted model, not a curated record